Molecule: messenger RNA, 715 nt
Organism: Meloidogyne enterolobii
Lineage: Eukaryota; Metazoa; Nematoda; Chromadorea; Rhabditida; Meloidogynidae
Source: the annotation of a GenBank genome assembly
AUGAACAAUUCUGUAUGUAUUUUGCUGGCCAAUCCCACAAAUGCCCCAAAGCAUAUAUUUAAUGGGAUGCAUAUAGCAUUUGCAGAUGAGUGUAUAGAAAGCAGUGAAGGUCCUUGGCUAACCCAAUAUCAAGAUAAAAGUGAAAUAGAUGCUUACAAAGUAAAUAACUUAGAAAGAGAUAAUACAUUCAAAAUAGAUUUUUCCAAAAGCUCUGUCCAGGGAAAUGAUUUAAUUAAGCUCCAAAAACUAUGUGAAGAAUUCUCAGAUGUCUUUAGCAAAAGUCAGUAUGAUUUAGGUUCUUGUAUAGUAGGAGAACAUGACAUUCUAACCACAACGGAAACUCCCAUUGCUUCCAAACCUCAUAGAGUCCCAUUUAAAUUUCAAAGCGAACUGCAAGAAAAUAUUACCAAGCUCUUAAAAUCAGGAGUGAUGGUAAAAUCUGACACUCCGUGGGUCUCAAAUAUAGUAUUAGUGCUGAAAAAAGAUGGUUGGAAACAAUUAUGGAAAAAGUAGGAGGUUGUCACUUUUAUUCAUCGCUUGAUCUUUCUAGUGGAUAUCUUCAAAUAAGAUUAACUGAAAGAGCCUCUAGGAAAUGUGGUGUAAUUACUGAAGAUGAGGUAUACCAAAUGACCCAUAUGCCGUUCGGUUUGAGAAAUGCAACCAGUGCGUUCGCAAGAGUAAUGGCGCAUGUAAUCAGUGGAUUAGAAGAUUGUGU